AUGGCCUUAUGUAGUUACACAUGUAAAGUAAAUUGCUCUUUUCAAAGGCCUUCAAUUCCAUCCAAAGUUGAGGACUUGAAAGCCUCAAUUUCCUCUGCUUUGAAGCCAUUUUCGAGGGAUUUGGUGCAUUUUUCAAUUGUAGCUGACAUUCCAAAAACUGUGAAAGAAACUUCUUCCAAAUUAUUAGAUGCAUUUGUGGACUUUGUAUUUGAAUUUGUCGAUCAACCAUUACUUCCAUCUCAGAGUAAUUUUGCACCAGUGGAAGAAAUUGGAGAAGCUGUUGUAGUAACUACAGUGGAAGGGAAAAUUCCAGAUGAUUUUCCGGAGGGUGUUUACAUAAGAAAUGGCUCAAAUCCUCUGUUUGGAGGUCUCAAAUCGACCAAGUCCAUAUUUGGGAAAUCAAGUCAUGUAUGGAUUGAAGGCGAAGGAAUGCUUCAUGCUUUGCACUUCACUAGACAAAAAGGAAUAGGGACUUGGAAUAUCUUCUACAAUAACAAACACGUCCAAACGGACACUUUCAAGAUGGAAAUACAUAGAAAGAAACCUGGUUUUCUUCCCGCUAUUGAAGGGGAUUCUCCAGCCAUUUUAAUGGCUUACGUUUUGAAUGUGUUGAGAUUUGGCGUGGAAAACAAACAUCUAAGCAAUACAAAUAUUUUUGAGCACUCAAAGAAAUACUACUCUAUUGCUGAAAAUCAUUUGCCUCAAGAGAUAGACAUAUAUUCCCUUGCAACAUUAGGUAAUUGGAAUGUCAAUGGAGCUUGGGAUCGACCAUUCACAAGUCAUCCAAAGAAAGCCCCUGGAACUAGUGAACUUGUUAUAAUGGGAAUAUAUCCAAGAAAGCCAUACUUUGAGCUAGGAGUCAUUUCAGCUGAUGGCAAGAAAAUGGUUCACAAGGUGGAUCUCAAGUUCAAUAGGUGCAGCCUAUGCCACGAUAUGGGAGUUACAGAAAGGUACAACGUGAUCAUGGAUUUUCCUCUAACUAUUGACAUAAAUCGACUCAUUAGGGGAGACUCAUUGAUAAAGUAUGAUAAAGAUGGAUAUGCGCGGAUUGGAGUAAUGCCACGAUAUGGUGAUGCUAAUUCCGUUAGAUGGUUUGAUGUUCAACCUAGUUGUGUAUUUCACCUAAUAAAUUGUUUUGAAGACAACGAUGAGGUGGUUGUAUGGGGAUGCAGAGCUCGUGAAUCAGUAUUACCAAGACCUGGUUCCAAAGAUAAAAAAUCCAAGAGAUUUUUCAAAGGGUCUGAAGAGACAAGUUCCACAAAAAUCAAUAAUGAAUCUUUAGAAGAAUCAUUCUUUUUCCGUGUUUGUGAAUGGAGACUAAACAUGAGAACAUGCGAAGUAAAGGAGAAAAAUGUCCCAACUAAGUUUUUUAUGGAGUUCCCUAUGAUCAAUGAAAAGUUCAUUGGUCUAAGAAACAAAUUUUGUUAUCUACAAGUGGUAGAUAGAGAAGCUAGCUCCAUUUCAGAUGGAUUAGUUAAAUAUGGAGGACUUGUCAAACUUCAAUUUGAAGAAGAUAUGGAAUUGAUUAAAGUUGAGUAUCAUAUGUUGCCAGAGGGUAAUUUUUGUAGUGGAACAACCUUUGUUCCAAAACCUCAAGGUGUUGAUGAGGAUGAUGGUUGGCUUGUGACAUUCAUACACAAUGAAAAUACAAAUGUAUCUCACGUAUAUAUAGUUGAUGCAAAAAACUUUGCAACACACCCUAUUGCCACAAUCACAUUACCAAGUAGAGUGCCUUAUGGAUUUCAUGGAGCUUUCAUGCCUUUAUAACCUAGUGUCACUUACA
Messenger RNA from Solanum verrucosum, 1783 nucleotides. RefSeq names its product carotenoid 9,10(9',10')-cleavage dioxygenase 1-like. The transcript has 12 exons. The coding region runs from base 1 to 1767 and encodes 588 amino acids. The record is from RefSeq and is a predicted model, not a curated record. Gene Ontology annotation, molecular function: carotenoid dioxygenase activity. Gene Ontology annotation, biological process: carotene catabolic process. Gene Ontology annotation, cellular component: chloroplast stroma. NCBI's taxonomy places the organism in Eukaryota, Viridiplantae, Streptophyta, Magnoliopsida, Solanales, Solanaceae.